Messenger RNA from Spea bombifrons (plains spadefoot toad), 708 nucleotides. It is a transcript of the gene MRPL43, whose product is annotated as mitochondrial ribosomal protein L43. Bases 88 to 543 code for a protein of 151 amino acids. Gene Ontology annotation, cellular component: mitochondrial large ribosomal subunit. The transcript is spliced from 3 exons. The record is from RefSeq and is a predicted model, not a curated record. Gene Ontology annotation, biological process: mitochondrial translation. Gene Ontology annotation, molecular function: structural constituent of ribosome. NCBI's taxonomy places the organism in Eukaryota, Metazoa, Chordata, Amphibia, Anura, Pelobatidae.
CUCGUGACAGACUACAUCCGGGUCACAGAUGCACGGCGUCUGGGGUGAUCCAAGGGUGAAGUUGUGUUUCUUUGGGCCUCGCUGAACAUGACAGCCCGAGGGUCCCCGAGCCGCUUCCUGCAGAGUGUCCUGCAAAACGGUGUCGGGAGGUAUGUGUGUCAGCUCAAGAGGGUCUCCCUGAUCUUCAGCAAGGACGCCCAGCCCUCCCGGGGAGCCAGGGAAUUUAUUGAAGAAAAAGUGGUGGAUUUUGCCAAGCAGAACCCCGGCGUGGUGCUUUACGUCAGUCCCAAGCAAUGCAGGGUCCCGAAAUUGGUGGCAGAAUACCUGAAUGGGACCGUUAGAGAAGAAGCCAUUAACAGCAAAUCCGCAGAAGAAAUUACUCAGCUUAUACAGAAGAUGGCCAAUCAGUCGGGACUGGACAUCAUCCGCAUCCGCAAACCUUACCAUACGGAUAACCCGAGCAUUCAGGGGCAGUGGCACCCGUUCACCAAUAAGCCAACAUCCAUCACUAUACAAGACUUUGGCUCAAAGACUGCACCAUAAGCCAAGUUGGCCAGACAUCUGCUCCAAGCUCGGGUACUUGGACCUUGUUGGUCUUUUUCGAUUACGGAUCCGGAUCGAUCUGCUGAAGUGUUCUGUACCGGCGUCCGGUCUCCCUGGGGAUAAAGCUACGGAACGUUUAUGAAUAAACCUUUUCUGUUAAAUAAA